CCCACCCGCUUAAAUUGUAUAGAGGCGGCCUCUGCUCUCUUCUUCUCAGUCUUCUCCAUCUCCGCGCCGCCGUAGCCAUGGUGAACGUUCCAAAGACAAAGAGGACCUACUGCAAGAGCAAGGAGUGCAAAAAGCACACCUUGCACAAGGUUACACAAUACAAGAAAGGAAAGGACAGCCUUGCUGCUCAGGGAAAGCGUCGUUAUGACCGUAAGCAAUCGGGUUAUGGAGGUCAGACCAAGCCAGUGUUUCACAAAAAGGCCAAGACCACCAAGAAGAUUGUGCUGAGGCUCCAAUGCCAGGGUUGCAAGCAUGUGUCGCAGCACCCAAUCAAGAGGUGUAAGCACUUUGAAAUCGGUGGAGACAAGAAGGGCAAGGGAACCUCUCUUUUCUAGAUGCACCAUUUUGGGUGUAACUUUUGGUUUUUGCCUUAUCAAUCUUGUUGGAGCUUUAAAGCAAGCAUGUUAGGUUCAUCCUUGUCGAUUUUUAUGCUGAACACCAAAUUUAUUGGUGAGACUCAGUUUUUGCUUUCAAUCAAGAUCACUUUUUUGACUA
This is a messenger RNA of Argentina anserina (silverweed cinquefoil), 555 nucleotides long. RefSeq names its product 60S ribosomal protein L44-like. The record is from RefSeq and is a predicted model, not a curated record. Gene Ontology annotation, molecular function: structural constituent of ribosome. Gene Ontology annotation, cellular component: cytosolic large ribosomal subunit; ribosome. Lineage: Eukaryota; Viridiplantae; Streptophyta; Magnoliopsida; Rosales; Rosaceae. Gene Ontology annotation, biological process: translation. The coding region runs from base 78 to 395 and encodes 105 amino acids. The transcript has 4 exons.